Molecule: messenger RNA, 1243 nt
Organism: Paramuricea clavata
Lineage: Eukaryota; Metazoa; Cnidaria; Anthozoa; Malacalcyonacea; Plexauridae
Source: the annotation of a GenBank genome assembly
AUGUGUGCUUUUCGUUAUUACAAUUGCUUGCAAUCCAAACCACUGAUCGUGGUCGUUUUAACAAAACAAAUAUAUUCAUCGCCAUGCAAAUAUACAACUUUAAAUGCAUUACUACAACGUAGCUUAUCACACAAUCCUGUUCCUGAUUGUAUAGAUAAUAAUUAUUGUCGAGAUGAUAUUAAUUUGGAUUUCCUUGAUGUUGUUCUUCACAUUGACUGUUGCUGUAAAACAGGUACGCAUAAGGUAUAUUUGAAGACACUUUUCCCCCAAUGAAAUAAUCUGGCUACAAUGAAUUUUACACGGUAUAUUUAUGCAAUUAUUAUACGUAUUUGUAGUAGUAGGUGUUCACUAUUUGUAUAACGAGUGUAAUAAAAUAUUUAGAAUAAAUAACGGAUAAGGCUUAACUAAUUUUCUCUGUCAGGCCAAGUCAAAUUCAAUAUUCUAUUUUCCUUUUUUUAGCCAAAGUGUUCCACCUCUUGCAAUGGUAUCCCAGGAAUACCUGGCGUACCUGGAUCGUCUGGAACGCAGGGAAUGCCUGGAACAAAGGGGGACAUGGGUUCCACAGGUCCUGUUGGGACAAAAGGUGCUCCUGGAGAAAAAGGAUCGGACAGUGGCUUGUAUUCUAACUGGAAGCAAUGUGCUUGGGCUCGGUCAGAUGGCAAAGAUAACGGAUUGAUACAGGUUUGUUAAAAGCUGAAAUCAACUGCUACAAAUGAAUAAGAGCACGAGCCCUCAACCUUUCUUUGUUGUGGGUAUCACAUCAUACAGAUAUAAUGUUUGGUAUGCAUGAGUUAGAGCUUACAAAUACAAUUCUUUAUAUUUCAGUACCUAUUUCAUUAAAUUAAUAGGAAACUUUUAUUCAUUGCUAAUUUUUCCCCCAAAGGAAUGCUUGUUCAACAAGAAACACCAUGAUUCUUCACUUAAAGUCUCUUAUGGCGGUAAUUUACGUAUAUACAACUGCAAUAGUUGUUGCAAACGUUGGUAUUUUACUUUCAAUGGAGCUGAAUGCAAGAAACCAUUGGCAAUUGAUGGUGUUUUUUACAUGGCAAGAGGGGCAGGAGGUCAUGGAGAUAUUCAUCGCCACCGUUACAUUGAAGGAUACUGCAAUAAAAUUCCAAUCGGUAUUGUUCGUGUUGGUUUCUGGGUUGGGAAUUGUAAUGGUUAUGGAAAUGCUGAUGCCCAUUCUGGUUGGAACUCCAUAUCUCGUAUUGUGAUUGAAGAAGUUCCACCAGCACAACCUUAA